This is a messenger RNA of Lepus europaeus (European hare), 3542 nucleotides long. It is a transcript of the gene TUBGCP4, whose product is annotated as tubulin gamma complex component 4. The record is from RefSeq and is a predicted model, not a curated record. Gene Ontology annotation, biological process: meiotic cell cycle; spindle assembly; microtubule nucleation. The transcript has 18 exons. Bases 221 to 2224 code for a protein of 667 amino acids. Gene Ontology annotation, molecular function: microtubule minus-end binding; gamma-tubulin binding. Lineage: Eukaryota; Metazoa; Chordata; Mammalia; Lagomorpha; Leporidae. Gene Ontology annotation, cellular component: centrosome; equatorial microtubule organizing center; spindle pole.
CCGCGCGGAGGCCGGCGCACUUCCGGGGCCCGGCGCGCGGUCGCUCUCGCCGCCUCGCCUCCGCUCCUCCCGCGGCAGUGGUCGGGCGGGUGCAGUCAGAACGAGCCGCCGGAGCUAGGGGCGUGCGUGCACGUGGAAGGAGGUCCUCGCCCCCGUGGUCUCCGGAAAGGACGCCGGAGGAGAGGGUCACAUCUCCAGAGACUCGACGUCCGCCGUGGGCAUGAUCCACGAGCUGCUCUUGGCUCUGAGCGGGUACCCGGGCUCCAUUUUCACCUGGAACAAGCGGAGUGGCCUGCAGGUGUCACAGGACUUCCCAUUUCUCCACCCCAGUGAGACGAGCGUCCUGAAUCGACUCUGCCGGCUUGGCACAGACUAUAUUCGCUUCACGGAGUUCAUUGAACAGUACACCGGCCAUGUGCAGCAGCAGGAUCACCACCCAUCUCAACAAGGCCAAGGUGGGUUACAUGGGAUCUACCUGAGGGCCUUCUGCACAGGGCUGGAUUCGGUUUUGCAGCCUUAUCGCCAAGCACUGCUUGAUUUGGAACAAGAGUUCCUGGCCGACCCUCAUCUUUCCAUAUCACAUGUCAAUUAUUCCUUGGAUCAGUUCCAGCUCCUAUUCCCCUCUGUGAUGGUUGUAGUAGAGCAGAUUAAAAGUCAAAAGAUUCAUGGUUGUCAGAUCCUGGAAACAGUCUACAAACACAGCUGUGGAGGGCUGCCUCCUGUUCGAAGUGCACUAGUAAAAAUCCUGGCUGUGUGUCAUGGGGUCAUGUACAAACAACUCUCAGCCUGGAUGUUACAUGGACUCCUCCUAGACCAGUACGAAGAGUUCUUCAUCAAACAGGGUCCAUCUUCUGGUAACCUCAGUGCUCAGCCAGAGGAGGAUGAGGAGGAUCUAGGCAUCGGGGGACUAACAGGAAAACAGCUGCGGGAACUCCAGGACUUGCGCCUGAUUGAGGAAGAGAACAUGCUGGCACCAUCUCUAAAGCAGUUUUCCCUGCGGGUGGAGAUUCUGCCAUCCUACAUUCCAGUGAGGGUUGCUGAAAAAAUCCUCUUUGUUGGAGAAUCUGUCCAGAUGUUUGAGAAUCAAAAUGUGAACCUGACUAGAAAAGGCUCCAUUUUGAAAAACCAGGAGGACACCUUUGCGGCAGAGCUGCAUCGUCUGAAGCAGCAGCCGCUCUUCAGCCUGGUGGAUUUCGAGCAGGUGGUGGACCGCAUCCGGAGCACUGUGGCUGAGCACCUCUGGAAGCUGAUGGUAGAAGAGUCAGAUUUACUUGGUCAGCUAAAGAUCAUUAAAGACUUUUACCUCCUGGGACGGGGAGAACUGUUUCAGGCCUUCAUUGACACAGCUCAACACAUGUUAAAGACACCCCCGACGGCAGUAACGGAGCACGAUGUGAAUGUAGCCUUUCAGCAGUCGGCACACAAGGUGCUGCUAGAUGACGACAACCUGCUCCCUCUGCUGCACUUGACAAUUGAGUAUCACGGGAAGGAGCAUAAAGCAGAUGCCGCUCAGGGAAGAGAAGGGCCGUCUCGGGAAGCUUCUCCCCGGGAAGCCCCUGCUUCUGGCUGGGCAGCCCUCGGCCUUUCCUACAAAGUCCAGUGGCCGCUACACAUUCUCUUUACUCCAGCUGUCUUGGAAAAGUACAAUGUUGUCUUCAAGUACUUGCUGAGUGUGCGUCGGGUGCAAGCCGAACUGCAGCACUGCUGGGCCCUGCAGAUGCAGCGCAAGCACCUCAAGUCCAACCAGACAGACGCCGUCAAGUGGCGCCUAAGAAACCACAUGGCGUUCCUGGUGGAUAACCUGCAGUAUUAUCUCCAGGUGGAUGUGCUGGAGUCUCAGUUCUCGCAGUUGCUGCAUCAGAUCAACUCCACCCGAGACUUUGAAAGCAUCCGACUGGCUCACGACCACUUUCUGAGCAAUUUGCUGGCACAGUCUUUUAUCUUGCUGAAACCUGUAUUUCACUGCCUGAAUGAAAUCCUAGACCUGUGUCACAGCUUUUGCUUGCUGGUCAGUCAGAACCUGGGCCCACUGGAUGAGCGUGGAGCUGCCCAGCUGAGCGUUCUCGUCAAGGGCUUCAGCCGCCAGUCUUCACUGCUAUUCAAGAUUCUCUCCAGUGUUCGGAAUCAUCAGAUCAAUUCGGAUUUGGCACAACUGCUGUUACGGCUGGAUUACAACAAAUACUACACCCAGGCUGGUGGAACUCUGGGCAGUUUCGGGAUGUGAAAAUUUCUGCUUCAUAUACUGAGAUAACAGUCAAUCACAUCAUGUUUCCAAGCUCCCCUGUCACUCACCAAGUGUCUGCAACCUACUGAGGGCUCUGCCCUCUUCCCAUCACUCCCAGGUGGAAGAAGCCUGCCCCUAAGGUGGGUUCUUAUCUGACUUAUCAGAGAGCAUCUGUGGUGUCAGCUGUCACUCUGUUGACCAUGCACAGGUUCUGAUCCUUUCCGUUGUCCAUGUUCCUUUAUUUAUCAAUGACUUAUGAAUACCUGCCAUGGGCCUCGGAACUGUUCCAGCUGGGGAAGAUACAGCAGUAAAUAAUUAUUAAAUAUCUUGUGGUUCAGAUCUAAAAAAGGAAUUAUGCUUAUAAAUAGGCCAACUGCUGGAAAUUAUCACGAAGUAAGAAAGCCACACCUACGCCAGGCUUUCCCUCACAGCAAGUAAUUUCUACCUAGACAGAUCAUCUUUCCUAUUUCAGAUUGAAAACCUCCCACCCCUUAAGGAUCCUUAAAACUUUAAGACUGCUAAGAAAGCAACUCCAGCUAAUAACAAUAGGUUUAAAGUAGUUCCCCCCCCAAAAAAAGUUCUUAAAAUAAAACAUCAAGUCAAAUUGUUAGGUUUUUAAAUACUAAAAUUGCAGGCAUAAUUAUCCCAUCCUUGAUGAAUCACAGGAGUUGAGGUUCUCGAAUACGUGCCAAGCACCACCGGCAAUCACUGAUGUUCAUAUGAAUGUGGACCAAAAAUAAAGUCGUGAACAGCCCUCUCCAGUGUUCUGGCUCCCCUGUGCAGUUACCGAAGCCCAUCGUCAUCUCUGCCUCUCCCACUGUGUGCUGUGACACCCCAUCCAUUGCUGUUACCAACUGAAGACCAUCCCUUCCACUGCUGCUUCCAGAGGAAGGGCCCUGCUUAAAGGAGGACAUUAACAGGGAUGAUGUCCAGCAGCCAUGUUGGCAGUAAUAACAUUGGAUUUGACUGUAACCUAGAGCAUUUAACAUUUCCAAGUGUCUUCAUGUUGAUCUUACAGAGUCAUCCUAUCAAGCUUAUCAGUGCUUGGUCCUUUUCCCUUGUAGCUCUGGAAGUGGGAGAGUAUAGCCUAUGUUAGCUUAGCUCUAGAGAGAGAGACAUCCUUUUUCUAACUGUUGGGAAACUUCUAGCUGUCCCCAGUUCCAUUCAAUACUUGGCACAACUAUUCAUCUGAGCAUUUAGGAAACAAAGCGUUUUAGACAGCCUGAGGUAAUCUCUUGACAGUGAUACCACAAAAUACAGUUUACUCUUCUUAUUUUCCUUGGCUACCCAUCCUUGUGAGAAACCCCAGAGAAAGCAC